ACAGCUCCCAUCAUGCAUCAGGGCAAGGGAAAAGCCAAGAGCGUCUAACUCCAGCAUGGAUAAAUGCUGUAACUCCCAUGAUGCCCCUGUGAGAGCCGAGGUGUCCUUCGGCGGUGAGCCGGAGACUCUAUAUCCCGUCAGACCCUGCGCGCAGGACUCCAUUUUCCGUGAUGCACCGGGCCAACUCUCCCUCUAUCGGCCGGAGGGUAUCCGCGGCGCAUGCGCGCUCCUCCCGAGCUUGUGGAGUUGCGGGUGCGCCGCCAUCUUGUCACGGUCUCAGCCAGCGCUGUGCAGGCAGCGUCCUUCGUGGGAGGAUGGAGCAGAGGCAGCAGGUCCGCCAGCGGGCCUCUGAGUGCAUCCGCAAACAGAAGCGCAAGGAGCUGGAUGCCCGGCGCAGCAAGUGCCGCAUCCGCAUCGGGGGCCACCUGGAGCAGUGGUGCCAGCUCAAGGAGCAGCUGGGCUUCUCCUUGCACUCCCAACUGGCCAAGUACCUGAUCGACAGGUACACUUCCCAGGGCUGCGUGCUGAGUGCAGGGCAGGGUGGCUCAGAUCCCAGCGCCCUCCCCACGGAUGCCCUGCAGCGCCUGGUUGUCCUGUCUCAUGUUCACAGCCAGGAGUGCAGCUUGAUCCCCAAUGUGAAGACCCCCUCACCAGGCGACAAGGGGACCCCAGGGAAUCUAGUGUGGGAGUGCAUGGCUGGACACACCUUCUCCUGGGGCCCCCCUGCACCGGAAGAGCAGGGCUGUGCCCCACCAGGAGGUAGUUCACAGCCCGGCAAAGCUGCCUCCCGGCGCAAGAAGGACAGAGGGGCCAGCUCAGGGCCCAUCCUACCACCUUCCCCAGUGACCAGCCGCAGGCGCUCACUCCGUAGGGCAGCGCUUGCCCAGGACUCCUCUGGGAUGAUAGUUAAGGUGGAGACCAACCCCCUUGGGGAUAGUGGGGUGGUGGAGAGAAUAGCAGCUCCAUCAUCCACAAGCAGCAUGGACCCCGGCGGAGAGCAAGGAGCAGAGAGCACUGACACUGAUGCAGCUCCCCUGGUAGAGGCAGAGGCUGGCACAGAAGGGGUAGAGCCGAAGAGUGCACCAGGAUUGGAGGAUAAACCAGAGGAGGUGCCUGAGCCCAAAGAGGAAGAGGACGAGGAUGAAGACUUCACUGAAGAAGAUGACCUCACUUACACUGACGACCUGCGCGAUGAGAAUUACCACCCCUCACUGGACAGUGACUCCGAGCUGAAAAGAGCGCAAAGCCAGACCAAGAGCCGCAAGAGACCCGUGAAGGGUGUGCAGCUGCCUACUGAGACGAGUCCAGCCAACGGCAGCCCCUCUGAGGAGCAGGCGGUGCAAUCCAGCCGCAAGAAGCGAGGACAGCCGAGCAACAAGGAUUUGGCCCAGAUCGGCCCCAAGAGAAUCAGGAAAGCAACCAAGCGCGAGAUGCUCCUGUGCGAUUUCGAGGGCUGCGGCAAGAUCUUCUCCAACCGCCAGUACCUGAACCACCACAGGAAAUACCAGCACGUGCACCAGAAGACCUUCACCUGCUCCGAGCCCAGCUGCGGCAAGUCCUUCAACUUCAAGAAACACCUGAAGGAGCACGAGAAGCUGCACAGCGACAAACGGGAUUAUAUCUGUGAGUACUGUGCCCGCCCCUUCCGCACCAGCAGCAACUUGAUCAUCCACAGACGCAUCCACACGGGGGAGAAACCCAUACAGUGUGAGAUCUGCGGCUUCACCUGCCGUCAGAAGGCCUCCCUCAACUGGCACAUGAAGAAGCAUGAUGCCGACUCCUUCUACCAGUUUUCCUGCGACAUCUGUGGCAAGAAGUUUGAGAAGAAGGACAACGUCACUGCGCACAAGAGCAAGAGCCAUCCCGAGGUGGCUGCCGGCCCGGCCCAGCCCACGCCGGAAAUGCCAGAACCUGCCCACCAGGACGCGCCAUCCCCGCCCCCCACCCUCACUGAGGAGACACCAACCGAGGACCACCCGGAUGGGCCAUGCCCACUUGUCACAGAGCAGCUGGAGAUCCCUGCACUGAGCCAUUCCAAGAUGGAGAAGGCAGAAAGGCCGGUGUCCCCCAUCACAGCCUCUGCCGAGUAACGGGCCACACCGAGCGGGAUCCGGGUCUGACCAGCGCUUGGGGGCUGAGCCACAGGGGAUGUUGGCAGAGAUGAUCCCAGCAGGAUCCUGCCUUCCAGCUGGACUCUGCUGAGGGUGCGACAUAAAGCACUUAGCAGAGGGGUGGGGAUAAUGACUGAACCAUGGCAGGAGACGGUAGCGGCAGAUCUGAAAUCCUGCCCAGGCACUGAGAGUAUGGGGACAGGGAGGCAAACCCCCGCAGCCAUGCACAGUUUCCCCACACCAGUCAGUAGAGCGCAGACUCUCUGUGGGCCAAGAGGACUGAGACACCAGGCAAAGGGUCUCACCUUCUCUGGGGCAGGGGAGCUCUGAAGAAAGAUCCUGAGGUUCGCCCUCCCCAGGAAAAGGCCUCAGUUUUGCUACCCUCGGCUUGGGGUUUUGGACAAAUCCUCAAUAAAGAAUUAUUUUGUGUAAUGCCUGGGGCAGGGAGAGCAUCUUCUCUCAUGGCGCUGCUGGUUCUGCCAGCGUGGGUGGGGCAGGGGUGAGGGUAGGUGAGCCUGCCUUCAUCCUAAUGGCCACAGCUCCUGCUGCCGUUUCCCACCCCAUCUCCCAGAUUGGUGCAGCUCCAGUGACUGCAGGAUGUGCACCCAUCCCCCGUCCAGCUGCGGAAAAGCCUGCUAGUGUCAUGGUCUUUGUAUUAGAGCAGAAUCUUGGUGUCCUAACGGAGAUUGUGAGCCCAUUGUGUUGAGAGCUGCCUGCAUGCACUGUGAGAAGGUCUCUACCCUGAAGAGCUCCCAGUGUAAAUAGACCAAACAGACUGUAAGGAUUCUGAUCCCCUCUUUUUACAUGGGAGAUCGUAUCACAAAAAGAUUAAGGGCAAGAUCUUCAAGGGUAUUUAGACUCCUAAAGUCUGUGGAUUUCAAUGGGAGUUAGGUGCCAAUCUGGUCCGGCUGAACAUCAGUGUCUCCUAAGUCACUUAGACCCAGAUCGUCAAAGGUAUUUAGGCUCCUAACUUCCAUUGAAAUCAUGCGAGUUAGGAGCCUAAAUACCUCUGAGGUCUGAGUCUUAGGUAUGUUUGAAAACUUUAUCCCAGGGGACUUGCUUAAAGAUUGCGCAUUAGGAAAGAGUUAGAUAAUAAGGCAGAAAAUAUCAUAUUGCCUCUCUAUAAAUCCAUGGUUCACCCACAUCUUGAAUACUGCAUGCAGAUGUGGUCGUCCCCUCUCAAAACAAACAAAAGGAAGUAUUUCUUCACCCAACGCACAGUCGACCUGUGAAACUCUUUGCCAGAGAAUGUUGUAAAGGCCAAGACUAUAACAGGGCCAAAGAAGAACUAGAUAAGGUAAUGGAGGAUAAGUCCCGCCAAUGACUAUUAGUUAGGAUGGCUAGGGAUGGUGUCCCUAACCUCUGUUUGCCAGAAGCUGGGAAUGGGUGACGGGAUAGGUCACUUGGUGAUUGCCUGUUCGUUUUAUUCUCUCUGAAGCACCUGGCAUUGGCCACUGUCGGAAGACAGGAUACUGGGAUAGAUGGACCUUUGGUCUGACCCAGUAUGGCUGUUCUUAUGUUCUUAUAUACAGAGAGUGUGUGACUGAGCCAGGAACUGAAACCAGAUCUCACCGUUUGCCUUCUGUUAACCACAAGACCCUUUUGUUUUCUUCCUGGAUCCUCUUCACUUAUGUUACGGGAGAUGAUUUCAGGUGAUGGAGGCCCAGCUCCUCCAAGGUGCUUAGACGCCUAACUCCCAAUGGGAUAACUGCCUUGCAUAGUAAGCAGGUUUUCGUUAUGUGGAAUCAAGGAAAACUCUGACCCCUCUUCUCAACAAGAUACCAGUCCCUGGAGAUGUGAGCCAGAGGAAAGGGAAGAUUUUCCCACCAAACGAAGCUUGAAAGUUGAAGAUCUGACCUCGGUGUCUGCGUUGUAAAAUGUCACCUCCCCUCACUCAUAGUCCAGAUGCACCUGAUCUCCCCUGGGCUCUCAUUCAAGGCCAGAGGGGUGUGCGGGGAGCUGAGAGCCCAGUACUGUCCUUGGUACAGCCCCACUGUCCAGAUCCCUCCUCUGGCUUGAAACUGAAUUCCCCAUUCCCCGUCACUGUCUCCCUGGCCACCCCUCUGGCCCAGCCGUACCAAUCACCUACCUCCACCUUGGAGCCCAGAACACAAGUAUGAGUCAAAUCUCUUGGGGAUCUCAGGCAGGCUGUGCCUUGUGUUUCCUCUGUGCAUGGUCUUCUAGUCCUCGGAGACGACGAGCUUGGAGUGGGCUGUCUGUGGACAGAGUCACUUCCCCCUCCCCCCCCGAGAGAGAGCCAUACAUUAGCACUCAGGGCCUGUUCAUGUCAUGGAAAGGAAACCAUUCCUCAGUGAGGGCUGGUCUACGCUAGAAAGCUAGGUUGACUUACGUACAUUGCUCAUGGAUGUGAAAAAUUCACCCUGAGAAACAAAGUUAAGCUCACCUAAGCCCCGGCAUAGACAGCACUAUAUUGACAGAAGAAUUUGUCCACUGACCUAGCCAGUGCCUCUCGAAGAAGUGGAUGUUCUAUAGUGAUGGAAGAACCUCUUCCUUCACUGUACUUAGUGUCUAUACUACAGCGCUGCAGCUGUGUUGCUGUAGCGUUUUUAGUGUAGACAUACCCUAAGUCUUCCGCAGGAUGCACCUGCCUGAUGUCAAUGGGGUUUAUGCCAGCAGAACUGGGCCUGUGCUUACCUGUCUUUGGGCUUAUACAGCCCUCACACUGGACGCCUGACAAUCAUCCAUGGAUUUUAUCCUUGCAUGCACCCUGUGAAGUAAGGACAGAUUGGUAACUGAGACACGGGGUGGUAAUAAUGGUUAUGGAUAGGAUUUUGUCACAGUAAAAUUAUGCCUUAUUCAGAGCACAGUCAUGGUGAAAAAUAGAUAAUUUCAAGCUAUGGCAACAAAAAUUUGUGUAAUAACAGCUGAUUGAGAACAUAAAUGUGCAUUUAUUAACAGUAAAAUGUUUCUGCUAAACAAACAGGGUUUGUCUAUGGAAACAUUUACAUGUACCUGCUAUGCACUUUGAUCUAGUUCUCUGACACUGGAGCAGGGCCAGCCCACAACAUUUUGGCACCUGAGGCAGGGAGCUCAAAUGACACCCCCAUACCCCCUCACUUGGGCCAAAACCUUGAAAGGUCUCAGUUCUGGCUUCUUCCUGUUCUUACUUCUCUCAUGGUACUGCUCUGCUACCUACUCCAAUAAAGGAGAACUAACAACUUAAAAUGCCUUGUUCAAAAAUGUUAAGUAACACUUAACUUUCAAACACCUGAAUAGCAAAUGUAACUUUUCUUGUCUGCAUAGUAAACACUGGCAUUUUUAUCUGUUGGAAUAAUCAAAGUGGUGGUUUCUGUGUCUUCUUGGUUGCAAAGGUUUGAACUGCUUUCCCCAAGAAUCAGGCAGGCACAGACAAUACUGAAGGGGGUUUAUUCAUGGUACCAGGAAGACUGAUAAACAUCUUCAGAA
Molecule: messenger RNA, 5537 nt
Organism: Mauremys mutica (yellowpond turtle)
Lineage: Eukaryota; Metazoa; Chordata; Testudines; Geoemydidae
Product: zinc finger protein 692-like
Exons: 12
Coding region: 171-2090 (639 amino acids)
Biological process (GO): regulation of transcription by RNA polymerase II
Cellular component (GO): nucleus
Source: RefSeq, a predicted model, not a curated record